This is a messenger RNA of Drosophila teissieri, 1551 nucleotides long. RefSeq lists its product as uncharacterized. Bases 110 to 1117 code for a protein of 335 amino acids. NCBI's taxonomy places the organism in Eukaryota, Metazoa, Arthropoda, Insecta, Diptera, Drosophilidae. The record is from RefSeq and is a predicted model, not a curated record. The transcript has 5 exons.
CCAAACGCCUGCCGCCUCAGCGAAUUGCGAUCGUUUUUCGAACCGUUUUCGAAUCGUUUUCGAGUAUUUUUUUUGUUUGUUUCUGUGUCGCACAAACCGAGCUACGAACAUGUCGUUCCUGGGCAACACAUCCGAUCUGGAGUGCGAAAAGAACGAGUUCCCGCGCCAACGACCCACGGGCAUCAUCACCAAGGUGGCCGCCCACAAGCUGUCCGCGGAGCCCAAGUGGACGGACAAGCGGGAGGAUGACUCCGACUCGGAGGUCUCGUCGCCGGAUAACUUCCUCACUAAAGGCGCCUUCCUACUGACCCCAUCCUACGAGUUGUCCAUGGAGCGGGCGGCCCUCAUCUGCGAGAAGAUGGCAUUCAAGGGAUGCUUCAGCUUGACCAAAACCGCUACAGGCAUUCUGUUUAAAUUCUCACACCCAGAUGACUAUCAGGCGGUGUUCAAGAAGGGCUUCCACAAGGUCACCGGGGCGCGAUUCUACCGCAAGAUAGCCAUACCGUGUCGGCCAAGGAAGACCUUCACCCUGUACGUGCUGGAUGUGCCCGAGGAUCUGCCCGUGGAGGAUAUCCGGCACGCCAUGUACAAGUUCGAUUCGGUGGUGGAGGUGGUGCGGCUGCACAUCUACUCGAGCCUCGCCAGCAAUGCCGCCAACGCCUCCUCCUCCGCCGUCGCCGCCAGCAGCUCCUCCGCCGGCGGGGACAAGGGCGUCGAAGGUGAGCAGAUCCAGCUGCUGCACACGCCAACCCAGACGCUGCGCCGAGCGGCACUCCGAAGCGUCUCCAAGAGCGUGGGCUCCGUGGUGGGCGAUGCCAUCGAGAAGGCCGAGCGUCCUGAGCGCAGAGAACUGCCGCCAGCCGUUAUCCGGGUGACCCUGGCCUCCAUGGACGAGUACAACAUCCUGUUGCAGAACGGACUCAACUUCUACGAUGCCACGUUCUUUCCCACUGAGGCCAACAUCUCGCUGAAGGGCGCCAAGAUCGAUUACAAGCGCAGAAUGCUCGAUGGCUCGAUUCCCGGACGGGUGAGGGAGCUGCUGCCCGUUUUCGAUGCGGCUGGCUUCUGCAAGCUGCCACCGCCCACCAGCAAGCUAAUUAAGCCGCCGAGGUCGUAAACCCAAUCCAAUCCAAUACGAUGCGAUCCGAUGCGAUGCGAUUACGAUGACAACGCGUUCCGGCCAAAUAGACGGGGCCCCCAUGACGACCACACUCCGGAUUCGGCACUACCCAGUUUAUCUUACCCUACUUCGAUGUAUACUACACACAUACUAUAAAGCUGUUUUCAACGGAUGCCAACGUUUCCGCUCGAUCAGCCGAUCCGAUCCAAUCCGAUCCGCGCCGAUCCAUAAUAAUUCCUCUUUUGGCUACCAUCUAUGUUUUUGUUGCCUUUCCAUCUAUAUAUCUAUCUAUCAGUUUGUCUCCCCUGUGAACUUUUCAACCUUCUUCGCUCUGUUUUUUUUUUUUGCUAGUUUUAUUAUUAAAGGCCCAUAUAAGGCGUAGCGUCUAAUUCGUUUGAUUGUCUAACAAUGAAAAAAAAACAAAAAUAAGC